Molecule: messenger RNA, 2790 nt
Organism: Chenopodium quinoa (quinoa)
Lineage: Eukaryota; Viridiplantae; Streptophyta; Magnoliopsida; Caryophyllales; Amaranthaceae
Product: disease resistance protein RGA2-like
Exons: 1
Coding region: 23-2203 (726 amino acids)
Biological process (GO): defense response to other organism
Molecular function (GO): protein binding; ADP binding
Source: RefSeq, a predicted model, not a curated record
GAGGGUGAGUAAUGCUCGUAGAAUGUCUCAUCAGGUCGAGGAAAUUAGAAAGAAGUUGGAUGAAAUUGUUAGCAACCAUCAGAAGUUUGGUCUUAGUGUAGACUAUAAUCCUAUUGUUAGGAGGAGGGACGACACUUAUUCCUACGUGGACGCACAGGCUAUCAUUGGGAGAGAGCAUGAUAAAAAGGUAGUCAUUGAUAUGUUGUUAGGUUCAAAUGAUGUUGAUGAAAGUAUUCGUUUCUUGAGUAUUGUGGGAGUGGGUGGAUUGGGUAAGACUGCUCUUGCUCAACUCGUUUGUAAUGAUAAAGAGGUUGAAGCAGAGUUUCCGGAUCCCAAGUUGAGGUUGUGGGUUUGUGUCUCUGAUCAAGAUGGUGAGCAAUUUGAUGUCAGAUCAAUCCUUUGUAAGAUUUUAGAAUUAGUUACUGAUCACAAGCCUGAUGCUACAGCCACAAUGGAAUGGGUGCAGAAGAAAUUUCAAGAGAAAUUAAAAGGAAGGAAGUUCUUGCUUGUUCUUGAUGAUGUAUGGAAUGAAGAUUGUGAGAAAUGGCGUUGCCUGUACAGGUUCUUAACGUUGGGUCGGCAGGGUAGUCGGAUUGUGGUGACCACACGUUCGGAGAUGACUGCAAAGAUUAUCGGGGAAAAACAUGUGCACAAAUUGCAAGGUUUGUCUCCAGAGAAUUCUUGGCUCUUGUUUGAGUCUAUAGCAUUUGACAAAGGGGAACAAGAGCUCGUUAAUCAUCUCAAGUUAGUUGAUAUUGGAAAGAAAAUUGCUGAAAAAUGCUACAACAUCCCGCUUGCUAUAAAGGUGGUCGGAAGUCUUCUAUUUGGUCAGCCUCUGAGUAAGUGGCAGACAUUUGUGGAUAGUGGAUUGGCUAAAAUUGGACAAGGUGAUAACGAAGUUAUGUCUAUACUUAAGCUUAGUUAUCACAACCUUAGACCCUCUUUGAAGAAUUGCUUUAGCUAUUGUGCAUUGUUUCCCAAAGAUGCUUAUAUAAAGAGGGUGAGAUUGAUUGAUCUUUGGAUGGCACAAGGAUUCAUUGUGCCAUUGGAUGGAGGUCAAAGCAUAGAAGAUGCUGCAGAAGAACAUUUCCUGAUUUUGGUACGCAGAUGUUUCUUUCAAGAUGUAAAGAAGGAUAAAUAUGGUGAUAUUGAGGGAGCGAAAAUCCAUGACUUGAUGCACGAUGUUGCUCUAGAAGUGGGGGGAGAGGAAAUAAGUGUAGUGAGUUCUAAUACAACCAUAUUGGGAGAUAAAGUUCGUCAUGUGUAUUUUGCUAGUGAUCGAUGUCCACAAAGUUUCUUUUGUAAGAGUAAGAUUCGUUCGUUUAUUUUAAGCUCUCAUUCAACAUCUCUAGUGGAUACACCAAUUGACAGUUGGAUCUGUUUAAGGGUGUUGUACUUGCGGUCAGCAGGUAUGAUAAGGCUGCCUGAUUCAAUUGGUAAGCUACUGCAUUUAACGUAUCUUGACCUGUCUUCAAAUUGUGAUUUAGAGACACUCACUGAUUCUAUUACUAGACUGAAUAAUCUGCAGACAUUAGUGUUAUCUGAUUGCAAUAAUUUGAGGGAGUUGCCAAAAGAUUUUAGUAAAUUGGUAAAACUUAGGCACUUGGAUUUAAGAGGCUGUGAUGAGUUGAGUAGAAUGCCUUCUGGAAUGGAUAAAUUGACCAGACUUAGGCACUUGAAUUUACGACGAUGUGAGUUGAGUAGUAUGCCUUCAGGCAUGGGUAAGUUGACCAAUCUUAGGGUGUUAACAUUGUUUGUGGUGGGUAAGGAAAAGAGAGGUUCUACAGAAGAGCAACGUAUGGGAGAUCUCAAAGACCUAAAAACCCUGACUGAUUUAAAAGGUGGCAUGCGGAUUGAAAUCGGAAAAUAUUACAUGAAUGAUGGUGAAGGAAAGUAUUUGAAGAGCAUGAAACAUCUCAGCAAAGUUGAAAUAUAUUUUUAUUCAGAUGAUGAUAGAUGUUCAGAGUGUGAAGGUGUGAUGGAAAAGCUAGAGCCAUCUUCGAAUAUCAAGGAAUUUGUCUUGUUGAAAUACAUGGGUACGAAAAUUCCGAGGUGGGGUAGAGCAGAGGAUGAUUGGGCAAUUUCUUUCCAACAUCUUGUCAACAUUAAGAUUAAUUUUUGUAGAGAGUUGGAGCAAAUACCAUUGUUGAGUAAACUGCGCUAUCUAAAAUCACUGUCAUUUUGGGGCUUGGAAAAGUUGUAGUAUAUGGAGAUUAGAAGCAACAACACGAGCAGUGACGGAGAAGAAUUGACCACAUUCUUUCCCUCCCUUGAAUCUCUUCAGAUUCAAUAUCUUGGAAGUUUGAAAGGAUGGUGUAGGGGGGAGGAGUACGUGGUUGAUGAAAAGGAUGAUGAUCACAUCUUGAGGAGUAGAUUGGCAUUUCCCCGUCUCUUAAAAUUAAAGAUAGAGUGUUGUGAUAACUUGAUGUCAAUUCCUUCCUGUCCAAGCCUUAAAGAUUUGAACUUCCGUUGGAAGAACAACAGGGUACGAGUUGACUGUGAUGGAGAUUCACAAGGUGAAGUCAGAUUAAGGGAGGUGAAAAUCAACGAUAUGGACUUUCUCAAGUUAAUACAGUCACUCUGUCUUACUGCCCUAUGCAUUGAUUCCAAUGAGAACGUGGAGAGUUUGUCAGAAUUUGGAGAAGUACUCCAGAGCCGAGGGUCUUCCCUACAACAAAGCCUUCAAGACUUAAAAGCUUUGCGUAAACACUAUAAUUCCUGAAUUAACUGGUCAGGACUUCACAACUUUUCUUCGGGCAGCAUAAAACCCUUACAUUGAUUUGGCUGAAU